AUGGUAAAUCUGUUUCGUAGUGAUUCAAAAAAGAAGCGCGAAAAUUCCACAACGAAAAGUAAAUCAACAACUAAACCGACAGUAAUAUCACCAGAUGACAACGACGAAAAGAGAAGCUACGUAUACCAGGAACAGGAACAAGAACAAUUUCUUCUACAACAAGACAUAGAACUCGACUUCUGGAAAAACAAAGCCGAAGAAGCAAAACGAAUUCACGACUCCGAACGAUUAUUAUAUCAAGAAACAUUCAUCGCAAACAACAAAUUAAAACGUGAAGUCGCUCGUCUCGAUCGUUGGGUGGUUCACUUGCAGAAUGCGAACGACAAGGCCGCGCAAGAUCUAAUACAGAACCUGAAAACGAUUGAGGAAUUGAAAGUGGAGUGGGAAGAAGUGUGUCAAAAUUUUUGCGAUGGUAGUACACAUCGAAAACUUACGGUAGAAAACGAGUUGCUACGAACACAAGUUAAAGAGCUGCAGAAAUUCAUUGCGGAUUAUAACAAGUCUCGUAGAAAAUCCGAACAACUACGAAGGGACGCCGAAAAUAAGAACAAAUUUUGCGACCUAGAACAGCUUAAAAUCGAUUUAGAGCAUUUGACUAUUGCAUUACGUAAGACAACCUCACUGCAAGCUAGUAAUUUCAUCAUCAACGAAGAAGCAGCAAAGCAAUUACUUGAUCAGUACGACGUGAAAUAUUACCCAGGCGAACAUUUACCCAGAAACCUAAUUAGUGCAGCUUUACAACGUCGUAUAAUCGAGACGGUGUUAAAUCGAAUGAACGCUUAUUUCGACAAUUCUGUUCGCCCGAACGAUAACGAUAAUUCAGAAAUUGACUGGAGUGCACAAAUACUCCACCAGAAGUCAACAUACGAAGACAGCUCGAAUAAGGAAAACGCGAUAGAUCGACAAAUAAUAACUACAAUGGAAGCGCUGGCCGAACAAUUUACCAUAUUCUCGAAAACGAAUCCCGACGCAAAAAUCCUAUCGGAAGACUCGAAAAUACAAUUACGACAAUUGAUCUUCAAUUUACUCGGUUCUCGUACUUUUGAAACAUCCGAUUCGUUGGUUAUCGAUUCGAUAUGCACGGAAAUUCUUGAAGGAUUAGAACAAAUCCGCACAGUGCCAUCCCGCAAACAACGAGCUUUAUUGAAAAAACAGGAUGAACAAACAAUACGACAAUGUAUUUCCACAUUAUUCUUUAAGCUUAUCGCGCAACAUCCUACAUUGCAUAUCGAAUGGCUGCCAAAACGAACGCCUGUCAACGAGUCCAUAAUGGAUUUGACUUGGAUUGACGAUGACGAGUCAAUCGAGAUUUGUUCUUUUCCGUUGAUUAAGGUGACGAAAACUGAUGAAAUUGUGUUUAAAGCACAUGUUGAGGCUUCUUCGGAAGGAACAAAAUGUGGCGAUGAUGUUGGAUUGAUCUCGAUGAUUGAAUUGGAUGAUGAUAAUAGUAAUGAAGUGAAAGAAAAUGAGGAGGAGAAGCACAAAGAAUUUUCACCGUCACUCAAGAACGAGAAAAAAGUGGCUGAAACCAAAUCAAUUAUCACAGAUAUCCCGCAAUUUACCGAAGAGCCAUUGCCAAUUAAACCAACCAUCACAGAUAUCCCUCAAUUUACCGAAGAGCCAUUGCCAAUUAAACCAACUACAGAAACUCAUACAAAAAGAAAAGAACCAAUUCAUGUCACCAAAAUAACAAUACCUAAAAAGACCUCCAAAACAAUUACAAAAUCUUCAUCAACAUCCGUACUAACAACAAAACCGAUACCAGUCACGCCAACAAAACCAAAAAAAGCUAUUCGUCCACCUUCUCCUUCUCGACGACAAUCAUCAUAUAUAGGAAGCUUGGCAUCGUGGGCUACAUCAUAUGUCCCGCCAGUCGUUCAAGACACCGUUCAAACAAAUAUCACGAAAAUAGAAGAAUAUCUCCCCAAGUCUGUUCAAUCGAAAUUAGACCAAUAUAUUCCGUAUUUGCCAUUCAGUCAAAAUAAUAAAUAA
This is a messenger RNA of Ambispora leptoticha, 1992 nucleotides long. Lineage: Eukaryota; Fungi; Glomeromycota; Glomeromycetes; Archaeosporales; Ambisporaceae. The record is from the annotation of a GenBank genome assembly.